ACUUCCUUCCUCUCCACUUCGUGGGAUUUAUUCGUUGACACGGCUGCCGAAAGCCACCCCCCCCAAAAAAAGAGGGUGGGACAGGAACUGAAACUUAAAAGUGGUACUGCAAUUACACUGUGAAGUCAGAGCUUUGAACUCGACAGUGUCUAAAAAAAGCUGAAGGAUGAAGGGUGGUUUUCCGCUCCAGUGCUUCCUCCCCUUCCUCCUGGUCCUCUGCCUCUCCGGACCGCAACCUAGCCUCGGGUUCAGAAUCUGUGCCUUCAACAUCCAGCACUUCGGCGAGUCCAAGGCCUCCAAACCCAAGGUCUUGCACAACCUCGUGCGGAUUUUGUCUCGCUGUGAUGUGUGCCUGCUUCAAGAGGUGAGAGACGUGCAACACAUCGCCCUCAAAAAGCUGUUGGUUUCGCUCAACAAGUAUGAUGAAAAGUAUCAUUAUGAUUAUGUGUCCAGUGAGCCUUUGGGUAGAACUGCUUACAAGGAGCAGUAUGUCUUUGUGUACAGGACAGCCUCAGUAGAGGUGCUGGAAACUUACCAGUAUCCCGACAACCAAAAAGGAGAUGAAGAUGCCUUCGCCAGACCACCCUUUAUUGUGAAGCUUAAAGCACCAAAAACAGCUAUAAGAGAGUUUGUCCUGAUCCCUCAGCACACCUCCCCUACAAAUGCCACCAAAGAGAUUGACGAACUCUACGAUGUUUUCCUGGUGGUGAAAGAAAAGUGGAAUAUAGCGAACAUCAUGUUCCUGGGGGACUUUAAUGCGGCCUGCGGCUACGUGGCUAAGAAGAAUAGGAAGAACAUUCGGCUGUUGGUGGAGCCAGACUUUUACUGGCUGAUUGCAGACGAUGUGGACACUACAGUGAGAGAGAGCACCAGCUGUGCCUACGACCGGUUUGUGGUGUACGGCAGAACGCUGUUAAGAGGGAUUGAGCCCGGUACCGCAGGUAUCUUCAGAUUUGACAAGGCGUACCACCUCACGGAGGACAAGGCAUUAGAGCUGAGUGACCACUAUAUCAUCCAGUUGACAAUGAAGUCUUCAGCACAGCAAUGGCAAGCGCAGCUCUCCCUCCUCUUCAUCACUGCCUGCAUCCUCUUCCUCAUCGUAGCCUGAGCGUGCUCUGUGCAGAACACACACUGAGCACUGGGAUAAAGGCAGGCUCAUCAGGGAACAUACAGCAUGCAUCCUGCCUUUCUUCAUCUCGUCAUCCCCCAAGAGUUAAAGAUGGCCAGCACUGCUGUAGUGUGUGUGUUGCAGUUUGUAGUGUGUGUGUGUGUGUGUGUAUGUAUGUGUGACUCCUGGCAUUGACUGCACGCACCAUCUGAGGAGUUAUGAAUUAUAAGCGCUAACGUACAAGACCUCCUUUAGGGCUAACCCUGAAACCUCCUCUCCAGUCAUGGCAAAUCAGUGAAACCACUGUCAUUUGACUGGUCUUCUAUUAAAGGCACUGAAGCACCACAGGAGCGUUUUCUCUGCAGGAAUCUGUAAUCUGUAGGAACCAAAUUAUUACACCGGGAAUACACCCCAGUCUGCCUGGACUCAUGAACUUUGACCUUACUCAUGCCAAAAGCCAUCGAGACAUUUAUAUCAAAUAUUUUGAAUGCAAUUAUUAUUUUUAUUUUAUUUUUUUAACUUUGGGUUUGUAUGUUGUAAUAAUUAAUGAUGGAAUAAAAAUCCCAAUUGUGCCUUAUCUGUAUAUGCUUAUUUAAGUCAAUGUUUAUUUGUAGUCUGUUGUAAAAGACAUUUUAUUUGGGGUAAUGCAAAAUGAAACUCAUUGGGGAUUUUAUGUAAACAAUGUCAAAAAUAAAAAAACGUUGCUUGUGUGAUA
Conger conger (European conger) is the source of this 1823-nucleotide messenger RNA. Its product is annotated as deoxyribonuclease-1-like. The transcript is spliced from 9 exons. Gene Ontology annotation, cellular component: nucleus. The record is from RefSeq and is a predicted model, not a curated record. The coding region runs from base 167 to 1108 and encodes 313 amino acids. Gene Ontology annotation, biological process: DNA catabolic process. NCBI's taxonomy places the organism in Eukaryota, Metazoa, Chordata, Actinopteri, Anguilliformes, Congridae. Gene Ontology annotation, molecular function: DNA nuclease activity.